Molecule: messenger RNA, 2046 nt
Organism: Condylostylus longicornis
Lineage: Eukaryota; Metazoa; Arthropoda; Insecta; Diptera; Dolichopodidae
Exons: 3
Coding region: 1-2046 (681 amino acids)
Source: RefSeq, a predicted model, not a curated record
AUGAGAGGUGCUAAUCAAAUUGACCAUGUUAUGAUCGACAAAAGACUCGCAACUUCUAUAGCUGACGUUAGAUCAUACAGAGGUGCGAAUUGCGACUCAGGUCAUUACUUAGUUGUUGCUAAAGUACAUCAACGUAUUUCAGAUGUGAAUAGUAGAAACAACUUCAAAAGAACUAUAUGGAACACAAGCAAAAUUAUUGAAAGUACUUCAGAACGCGUAGGAUUUCAGCAAAAAGUAGAAGAAAAGAUUAAUGGAAAUCAACGUGAAAACGAGACUAAUGUAUCUGAUAAAUGGAACAACAUAAAAAGUAUACUGAGCCAUGCGGCAAAUGAAACAAUCGGCAAAAAAAUCAAUAAUUCAAAUGAAUGGUACGAUCAGCAAUGCAAGCAAUUGAACGAAACGAAAACGCAAGCUAAAAGGAAAUGUUUAGGUGCACCAACGAGACAAAACUUACAAGACUACCAACAAAAAAGAGGAAUCGCUAAGAAGGCGAUAAGGAAAAGGAAAAAGCGAGACAAACAGAAAAUCAUAGCGAGAUGGAUGCAGCAUUUCGGCGAACUCCUGAACAGCGAAAAUGGAAACGAAUUUGAUAAUGAUAAUGGCAACCAUGAUACAAUAUUGUACCGUACAGUCGAGAAUGUGAUGGAGCUACCCACACUUAAUGACAUUAAAAAAGCUUUAAAUAAGCUAAAAAACAACAAGGGUGGAGGUGAAGACUCUAUCACUGCAGAAUUAUUGAAAUACAGCGGUACAAGGGUAUUUAGUGAAUUACGUGGCAUAGUAUGUCAGGUAUGGCAAGAAGAGACCAUACCACGGGAAUGGCUUACGAGCAUCAUGAUUCCAAUUCAUAAGAAAGAAGACAAGACAAUAUGCAACAAUUAUCGUGGUAUAUCACUAUUAGAUACUGGAUACAGGGUAUUCACAAAUGUAUUAUACGAUAGAAUUAAUUUAUUUGCUGAAGAAAUAUUGGGUGACUAUCAGUGCGGUUUCAGACAAAAUCGAUCUACGACAGACCAAUGCUUUAUACUGUGUCAAAUCUUUGAAAAAUUUUUUGGAUAUUCUAUUGACAUGCAUUGUUUGUUCGUAGAUUUUAAGCAAGCGUUUGACAGCAUAAAUAGGUCAGGAAUAGAGCAAAUUCUUCAAGUUAAUGGCAUACCCAAGAAAUUAAUUAAAUUAACAAUGAUGACACUUACGAAUACGGUUGCCAAAGUACUUAUUCAGGGAGAGUUAUCAAACUCGUUUGAAAUGAACUCAGGCGUAAGACGGGGCGAUGCGCUAUCGUCUUUAAUUUUUGAUCUUGUGUUAGAUAGCGUUGUUAGGGAUGUAGAUCCCGGCGGUACAAUAUUCAAUAAAAGCGUACAAAACAAAGUAUAUGUUCGAACCAACAAUAAAUCCCGAUCGCCACAGAAUUUGGUGAUCGGUGGUCAUGAAUUUGAAGCGGUUGGGGAAUUUAAUUAUCUUGGCAUGUUAUUAAGUUCUGAUAGGGAAACAUCAAUUGCCAUAUUACGACGAAUUCAAUCUGCAAACAAAACAUAUUAUGCCCACAGAAAACUGCUGCACUCAGGGCUUCUAUCAAGAAACCAAAAAUUACAAAUGUACAAAACGCUGAUAAGGCCGGUUCUAACAUAUGGAUGUGAAAUUUGGACAUUAAAAUCUACCGACAUCGGUGCACUUGCAUCGUUCGAAAGAAAAAUACUUAGAGGUAUAUAUGGACCAAUAAGAUCUGACGACGGUUCUUACCGAAUUGGGUAUAAUCACGAAAUCGAAAAUUUAAUAGAGGGGCGAAAUGUAAUUGGGUUCAUAAAAGCAGAAGGGAUUAGAUGGCUGGGACAUCUAUUAAGAAUGGAUGAUGCAAGAGCAGUUGGAAAAGUUUUUAAAGGAGUGCCUGAAGGAUACAGGAGACGUGGCCGGCCAAGAAAAAGAUGGAUCGAAGACGUAGAAGCAGAUUUAAGAUCAAUGACCGUCGUUAAUUGGAACAAUCUUGCAAAGCAGAAAGAUCAAUGGCGGGCGGUGGUAGCAGAAGCUAUGGUUCACCCCGGACUGUAA